AUGGCAGAAAUUGAAACAGAAAAUUCUCAUCGUCGAAACCAUCUUAUGGAAGAUGAAGAUGUGAACAAUGAAGACAUCAUCAAGGUGUAUCCAUCAUCACCAUCACAACAACAAAAUGUCGAAUCAUCAUCGGAUGAGGAGCAACAAACUCUGGAAUUUGAUGAUGAAGACGAUGGUGGUGCUCAAGCUCGUAAAAUCAAACAAUUAGCUCUGUUGAAAACUUCUAUCGGAGGUCGGAGCGGUUUGGACGACCUAGAUGCCUUGAUGGAUGGAGAGGAUGCUCCCAUUGAUGAAAGCCUUCUGUACUCCAUCAAGAGAAAGUCUCUAUUAACGGGAGAAGAGCAAGCAAUGGAUGGGCAACAGGAUGAAGAAGAAGGAGCCUCAGAUUUCAACUCUACAGAAAACACCACAUCAUCGGAUGCAAAGAAGAAAAAGAAGAACAAAAUUUCAAAGAAGAAACAAAAAGAAGUCAAAGAUUUGGAAGAUGCUGUCUAUGCACAAUAUAAGAGAACCAAAGAAGUCGAUGAGGAUCUUCCACAAAGAGCACUCAAACACAUUUUCAAAUUGGAGGAACUUGUCCCUAAAAUUCUCACACAUUUAACGCCCAUGGUUGAUACAUUUACUUCUCACAAACGACCUCUCAAACCUGAAAUCAAAGUCGAUAAAUUCAUUAAUGCCACAGAAAAAGUCCAAUACAAGCAUGCACUGCUUUCGAGUGAUGAUGAGGAUUCCUCAGAGGACGAUGACUUUGAUUUGGUUGUGACUAAGGACAUCUCAGCACAAUCUGCUGACUCGAUCAAAGAAGAUGCAAGUGAUGAAGAUCUAAUGGAAGAAGAUGAAGACGAUCAAAAUGAAGAAAUGGAGAUACUCAAUGUUGACCCCAUUGCACCAACAGCCCCUUCAGAGACCUCUGAAGAAGGAACCAAAGCUGAACAAUCACCAGUUCAAGAACAAGAAGAAGGCAAAGAGUCAGUCCACACAGAAACAACAACUAUUUCUGCUGUUGAUACAACAGCAUCUGAAAUCAAAGAUACUUUCAAUGAUCCUCUGGUACCUCAAACACUCACACUAGCUCCUGAAGAACAAAUCACCAACAAAGAAGCCAAUGAUGACGAAGAACCAGAGGCAGAAACAUCAUCAGAUGAAGAGGAACAAUCUGAUAAACAAGAAAAGAAGAAACCCGAGUUAUUAGAAGAGGAAAAACAACAACGGGAAUUGCAACGCAAGUUAGCUAUCAAGCAAUACAUUGAAGAAAUGAAAGCUGAAGCAAAAGCUGCUGAAGCAUACAUGUCUGAUGAAUGUGAGGAGGAGGAUGAUGAUGGAAAUGUUUUGAACUACAGAACUCUUGACGAUAUUCACAACUUGGAUGACAAAGAGCUGGAAAAGGAAAUUGAAAGUUUCAUUGAAUUCAACGAAUCCGAUGAAGAAUCAGCUGUACAGAGAUCAGAAGUCGAAAGUGAAAUUACAGACAUAACUGACGAAGAAGAGGAAGAAGACGAUGAAAUCUUGUCGGUCAUGAGUUUUGGAGAUGAUGACAACAAUUUACCAAGCAGAAAUAGGAAACUGGUGAAGAAGGAGUACACACCACAAAUGCUUAAAGAACAUUUUGAGAAGAACCGAGAAUUACUGGAGAGCAUGAAGCGACAAGACGGUGGAUAUGGACCGUUCAGUGCAAGGACUUCACGUCUCUUGAAUUUGACCCUUUCUAAAUUCGCUAUUCCUCAAUCUGCUGUGGAAGAUGAUAAAAAGAAACUCGAUCAAAGAAAGGAACGAUUGGAGCUUGAAACCAAAAAGAAAGAAGCUGAAAAGCGACAAGUAGAGGCCUACAGAAAUGCAUUGAAAAAACGAAAACGAGAGUUACUCGCAAGUCAAGAAGCAACAACAUCUGAACAAGAUUCUCAAAGUAGCAGUGUUGUGUCACCAUCGCCAUCGCAUAGCCUCCCAUCUCUUUCAUUCUCAUUGACUAAUUCCCAAGAAGUGUUGUCCAUCAUUCAACAAACUCCAACCACCAGCACGUCUCAGGCACCACCAUCCAGACCAUCCCAUAACAAACAUGCAGCUCCUAAAUCCUCCUUCCUUAACAACACAAAUCGACAAAAGGCAAAACAAUUUGUUGCUAGGCAAGAACAGAAAAAGCAAAAACAGUCCAAACAAUCCAUUUCUGUAUUUUCUCUAUCCUCAAGUUCUACAGAAAAACCAAAGAAAAAGAAAAAAACAAGUCAUAAGAAGAAAUAA
Molecule: messenger RNA, 2235 nt
Organism: Naegleria fowleri
Lineage: Eukaryota; Heterolobosea; Eutetramitea; Acrasida; Naegleriidae
Exons: 2
Coding region: 1-2235 (744 amino acids)
Source: RefSeq, a predicted model, not a curated record